UAGAAGGAUUAACAAAUCGAAAACGAAAGCUCAGCUGCAAACAGCUAACAUCAAUUGCUUUGCUUGCUUCUCCCUCACUCCGCCAUGAAUCACCACCACCUUUCACACCCUCAAACCAAUUCCACACUUCCUUACUACACCCACCUUCCAUUUCCCAAACCCUCCAAAACCCUAGCUUUCUAGCCUCUUUCUCGGAAUCCAAACACUCCCAUCUCGACAUGCCUUCUUCUCCCAAAUCCUUCUAUGCUCGCCCUUCUUCUUCUUCUUCCUACUCUCGCAGAUCCACCGUCUUGAUCCUCUGUUUCCUGAUCGGACUCACCGGCUUCGUCUUCGGCUUCGUUGCGAUUUCGAGACAGCCUUUGGGAUAUAAAUGUAGAGACGGUAAACCUCAAUCUGUGUCGGUGGUUUGGGAGCGAAGCAGCGGUGGUGGAAAUGGGAAUGGAAAUGGUGAUCAGAAGAGGUACAAAGUUAUGGGAUUCGUUGGAAUUCAAACUGGGUUCGGGUCGGUUGAACGACGGCGAUCGUUGCGUCAGACUUGGAUGCCGUCGGAUCGGCAAGGGCUUCAACGCUUGGAAGAAGCCACCGGCCUAGCUAUCAGAUUUGUUAUUGGUAGAACCAGUGAUAAAUCAAAAAUGUCAAAGCUCAGAAAGGAGGUGGCGGAGUAUGAUGACUUCAUGCUGUUAGACAUUGAGGAGGAAUACAGUAAACUUCCAUACAAAACGUUGGCUUUCUUCAAAGCUGCCUAUGCACUUUUUGAUUCUGAGUUUUAUGUUAAAGCUGAUGACGAUAUAUAUUUGAGGCCAGAUCGCCUUUCACUACUUUUGGCAAAAGAGCGUUCACACUCUCAAACUUACCUCGGAUGCAUGAAAAAAGGUCCAGUUUUUACUGACCCUAAGCUCAAAUGGUAUGAGCCGCUAUCUUAUUUGCUUGGGAAGGAGUACUUUAUCCAUGCUUAUGGUCCAAUAUAUGCUCUUUCUGCUGAUGUUGUUUCAAGCUUGGUUGCUUUAAGAAACAACAGUUUCCGGAUGUUCAGCAAUGAGGAUGUUACAAUUGGUGCAUGGAUGCUUGCUAUGAAUGUCAACCACGAGGACAAUCGACAGCUGUGUCAGCCCGAAUGUGCUGCCUCAUCGAUUGCUGUUUGGGAUAUUCCAAAGUGUUCAGGACUCUGUAACCCAGAAAAAAGGAUGUUGGAACUUCAUCAGCAAGAGAGCUGUUCAAAUAGUCCAACUCUAGAAUCCGAUGAUUAACAUUCUUGCCUGUGUGUUAUCAUAUUCUUCCAUGCCUUUUUAACCCAGGGAAAAAGUCUUCGGAACUUCAUCAGAAAGAGAACUGCUCAGAGUUGUCCAACCCUAGAUUAUGAUGAUCAACAUUCUUGCCUCCAUGGUAUCAAAUUCAAUUUGUAAUCUUGAAAGGGGCUUUGGAUAAUGGCAUUGUUGUUUUAUGUUGACUCCACUGCUCCUGUGUAUUUUUGUAUCCCGGCCAUUUUUGUUUUUUCCCCAUUGAUUUAAACUGAGCUAGAAAUGUUUGUUUACAGAAUUUAGGAAUAGCUGUGUGGAGCAUGAGCUACCAUGUUGUACCAAAAAAUGUAUUUUUUUUUUUUUGAGAUUAAAUUUCAACUUAACAGAAAGUUCUGAAAUUUUUGCUUACUACAUUUUGAAAAGAUGGUUGAUCAA
Messenger RNA from Camellia sinensis, 1673 nucleotides. RefSeq names its product putative beta-1,3-galactosyltransferase 14. Gene Ontology annotation, cellular component: Golgi membrane. The record is from RefSeq and is a predicted model, not a curated record. NCBI's taxonomy places the organism in Eukaryota, Viridiplantae, Streptophyta, Magnoliopsida, Ericales, Theaceae. Gene Ontology annotation, molecular function: galactosyltransferase activity.